This is a messenger RNA of Salvelinus fontinalis (brook trout), 10684 nucleotides long. RefSeq names its product contactin-associated protein-like 2. The record is from RefSeq and is a predicted model, not a curated record. Gene Ontology annotation, cellular component: cortical cytoskeleton; membrane. Bases 241 to 552 code for a protein of 103 amino acids. The transcript has 3 exons. NCBI's taxonomy places the organism in Eukaryota, Metazoa, Chordata, Actinopteri, Salmoniformes, Salmonidae.
CUCUCUCUCUCUCUCUCUCUAGAAACCGGAGUGAUAGACCCAGUGCUUAUAGAGCGUUAUAACACUCCAGGGUUCGUAGGCUGUCUGUCACGCGUCCAGUUCAACGGAGUCGCACCCCUGAAGACUGCCCUAAGAAACCCUAUAGCAGACAGACCAACAGACAGACAGUCUGUGCCAGUGUCCUACCAGGGUAAACUGGUAGAAUCUAACUGUGGAGCAUCACCUCUCACCAUCCCACCAAUGUCUGCUGUCACCGAUCCUUGGCGCCUGGACUCAGGUGCAGAGUUCCCAUUCAACGAGGAGAGAGUGAUCCCAGAUGGAGUCAACAGGAACUCAGCCAUUAUAGGAGGUAUCAUUGCCGUGGUGAUCUUCACCGUCCUGUGCACGCUGGCGUUCCUGAUUCGCUACAUGUUCCGUCACAAGGGCUCCUACCACACCAAUGAAUCAAAAGGGGCGGAGCCAGCCAGUGGCGAAUCAGCAGACACCACCAUCAUCUGCGCCGAAACCAACCCGGAAACCAUAGAGGAAUCAAAGAAAGAGUGGUUCAUCUAACUGCCAAUUGAAAAACAGAUGAGGAUUGGAGAGUGGGAUGUUCAUCUGUUGACCAAUCACAGGAGAGAUGGAUGGAGACGUCUACUGAAUGGAGGAGGGAGUGGGAGUGGGUGAAAGAGGGUGUACAGAAAUCCGAUUAACUGCAGAAGAAAGACGAGACAGUUUAUUGGAAGGUUGCGUUGAGAGUUGAGAGACUAAAUCUGUACAUAGUCUUUCUUUGUAUUGUGUUCAGGAGUUUCCACGAGUCCUUUGAAUACAGGAUAGUUAUAUAACAGCAGAUCUGGAUCAAAUACAUUCAAACACUUUAGGUUUUUAGAAGUGCACUUGAUUUAGCUUGGAUCUUGCACCUUUGGGACUAUUCUAUUGUCUCCGAUGUACCAGGCAAACUAAAUCAAGCACAGCUCAAGUAUUUGACCUAUGUAUUUGACCUCUGUAUAAUAAUAAUUGAUCAUAUGCUAGCAAAGACUUGUUUGUUUUUUCAACUGAGAUCUGAAAGAUUUUGCCAAAUCAUCUGUUUACAAGUUUGGCAUUUCUGUUGGUCAUGCUUACAUGUCCAUGAUCCAUAUACACUCCAACAGGGUUUCUCAAACCACUCCAAAAGGUGUAACCAGAGAAACAUGGAUGCCAAAAGUCCUGCUGUAAAUAUGUGUUAUUUAUAAAUAUAUUUAAUUUCUUUGUUAAUAUAUGUUUAUUCAGAGACAUUGGUACAUUUACACGACAUUUCAGAAACUAUUUCUAAGCAUAGUACAUAUCCACAAAUGAAAGAAGUUUACUUUAAUUGAAUUAUGACAUUAGAUUGUAUCCACAAGAAGACCUUCUCAUCGAUGGUUGCAGAGGAAUGUCUCAAUGCAUGAUGGGAAAACAUGGCAGAACCAUAGCUACACACUGCAUGGCAGUUUGCUUUCUGUCCUUCCUCUGAGAACAAGUGAGCUCUUGAACUUUCAGCGUCUUUUCUGUUUCCAAACACUUGUCUUACACUGAGUGUACAAAACAUUAAGAACACCUUCCUAAUAUUGGGUUGUACCCCCUUUUGCUCUCAGAACAGCCUAAUUUCGUCAGGGCAUGGACUCUAGAAGGUGUCGAAAGCAUUCCACAGGGAUGCUGGCCCAUGAUGACUCUAAUGCUUCCCACAGUUGUGUCAAGUUCGCUGGAUGUCCUUUGGGUGGUGGACCAUUCUUGAUAUACACAGGAAACUGUUGAGUGUGAAAAACCCAGCAGCGUUGCAGUUCUUGACACACUCAAACCGGUCCGCCUGGCACCUACUAUCAUACCCUGUUCAAAGACAUUUAAAUAUUUUGUCUUGCCCAUUCACCCUCUGAAUGGCACAUACACAAUCCAUGUCUCAAUUGUCUCAAGGCUUAAAAAUCCUUCUUUAACCCGUCUCCUCCCCUUCAUCUACACUGAUUGAAGUGGAUUUAACAAGUGGCAUCAAUAAGAGGUCAUAGCUUUCACCUGGAUUCACCGGGUCAGUCUGUCAUGGAAAGAGCAGGUGUUCCUAAUGUUUAAUACACUCAGUGUAGCUUCUCAUGUUUAUUUCACAAAUUUGAUUGAUUGAUCGAUGAGAUCGAUCAUGUUACUUGUAAUGCUGAGAGUUUGUCUCAUUGGAUGUUGAGAGUGCUGUGUUUGUGUGUGUAGAUGGGGUCGGUGGCAUACGGGGGGGUGGAGCCUAUGUUCCAUAGGACAAGUCUUUGGGGUCAAGGGUGAAGGGUUGAGGCUUGGUUCUACUGUGUUGAAUGGGUUAACCAACUGUGCCUUCAGGAGUCUGCCUUUUAGCCUUCCUCUUGACAACACAAGACCAUGGUGUUAGAGCCAGACCCAUUGUGUUAGAACCAGACCCAUGGUGUUAGAGCCAGACCCAUGGUGUUAGAACCAGACCCAUGGUGUUAGAACCAGACCCAUGGUGUUAGAGCCAUGGUGUUAGAACCAGACCCAUGGUGUUAGAGACAGACCCAUGGUGUUAGAACCAGACCCAUGGUGUUAGAACCAGACCCAUGGUGUUAGAGCCAGACCCAUGGUGUUAGAGCCAUGGUGUUAGAGCCAGACCCAUGGUAUUAGAGCCAGACCCAUGGUGUUAGAGCCAGACCCAUGGUGUUAGAACCAGACCCAUGGUGUUAGAGCCAGACCCAUGGUGUUAGAACCAGACCCAUGGUGUUAGAACCAGACCCAUAGUGUUAGAGCCAGACCCAUGGUGUUAGAACCAGACCCAUGGUGUUAGAACCAGACCCAUGGUGUUAGAACCAGACCCAUGGUGUUAGAGCCAGACCCAUGGUGUUAGAGCCAGACCCAUGGUGUUAGAACCAGACCCAUGGUGUUAGAACCAGACCCAUAGUGUUAGAGCCAGACCCAUGGUGUUAGAACCAGACCCAUGGUGUUAGAACCAGACCCAUGGUGUUAGAACCAGACCCAUGGUGUUAGAGCCAGACCCAUGGUGUUAGAGCCAGACCCAUGGUGUUAGAACCAGACCCAUGGUGUUAGAACCAGACCCAUGGUGUUAGAACCAGACCCAUGGUGUUAGAGCCAUGGUGUUAGAACCAGACCCAUGGUGUUAGAGACAGACCCAUGGUGUUAGAACCAGACCCAUGGUGUUAGAGCCAUGGUGUUAGAGCCAGACCCAUGGUGUUAGAGACAGACCCAUGGUGUUAGAGACAGGCCCAUGGUGUUAGAACCAGACCCAUGGUGUUAGAACCAGACCCAUGGUGUUAGAACCAGACCCAUGGUGUUAGAGCCAGACCCAUGGUGUUAGAACCAGACCCAUGGUGUUAGAAACAGGCCCAUGGUGUUAGAACCAGGCCCAUGGUGUUAGAACACGACCCAUGGUGUUAGAACCAGACCCAUGGUGUUAGAACCAGACCCAUGGUGUUAGAACCAGACCCAUGGUGUUAGAACCAGGCCCAGGGUGUUAGAACCAGGCCCAUGGUGUUAGAACCAGACCCAUGGUGUUAGAACCAGACCCAUGGUGUUAGAACCAGACCCAUGGUGUUAAAGCCAGACCCAUGGUGUUAGAACCAGACCCAUGGUGUUAGAACCAGACCCAUGGUGUUAGAGCCAGACCCAUGGUGUUAGAGCCAGACCCAUGGUGUUAGAGCCAGACCCAUGGUGUUAGAGCCAGACCCAUGGUGUUAGAACCAGACCCAUGGUGUUAGAACCAGACCCAUGGUGUUAGAACCAGACCCAUGGUGUUAGAGCCAUGGUGUUAGAGCCAGACCCAUGGUGUUAGAGCCAGACCCAUGGUGUUAGAACCAGACCCAUGGUGUUAGAACCAGACCCAUGGUGUUAGAGCCAUGGUGUUAGAACCAGACCCAUGGUGUUAGAGACAGACCCAUGGUGUUUGAACCAGACCCAUGGUGUUAGAACCAGACCCAUAGUGUUAGAGCCAGACCCAUGGUGUUAGAGCCAUGGUGUUAGAGCCAGACCCAUGGUGUUAGAGCCAGACCCAUGGUGUUAGAACCAGACCCAUGGUGUUAAAGCCAGACCCAUGGUGCUAGAACCAGACCCAUGGUGUUAGAACCAGACCCAUAGUGUUAGAGCCAGACCCAUGGUGUUAGAACCAGACCCAUGGUGUUAGAACCAGACCCAUGGUGUUAGAACCAGACCCAUGGUGUUAGAACCAGACCCAUGGUGUUAGAGCCAGACCCAUGGUGUUAGAGCCAGACCCAUGGUGUUAGAGCCAGACCCAUGGUGUUAGAACCAGACCCAUGGUGUUAGAACCAGACCCAUGGUGUUAGAACCAGACCCAUGGUGUUAGAGCCAUGGUGUUAGAACCAGACCCAUGGUGUUAGAGACAGACCCAUGGUGUUAGAACCAGACCCAUGGUGUUAGAGCCAUGGUGUUAGAGCCAGACCCAUGGUGUUAGAACCAGACCCAUGGUGUUAGAACCAGACCCAUGGUGUUAGAGCCAGACCCAUGGUGUUAGAGCCAGACCCAUGGUGUUAGAACCAGACCCAUGGUGUUAGAACCAGACCCAUGGUGUUAGAACCUGACCCAUGGUGUUAGAACCAGACCCAUGGUGUUAGAACCAGACCCAAGGUGUUAGAGACAGACCCAUGGUGUUAGAACCAGACCCAUGGUGUUAGAACCAGACCCAUGGUGUUAGAGCCAUGGUGUUAGAGCCAGACCCAUGGUGUUAGAACCAGACCCAUGGUGUUAGAGCCAUGGUGUUAGAGCCAGACCCAUGGUGUUAGAGCCAGACCCAUGGUGUUAGAGCCAGACCCAUGGUGUUAGAACCAGACCCAUGGUGUUAGAACCAGACCCAUGGUGUUAGAGCCAGACCCAUGGUGUUAGAACCAGGCCCAUGGUGUUAGAACCAGACCCAUAGUGUUAGAGCCAGACCCAUGGUGUUAGAACCAGACCCAUGGUGUUAGAACCAGGCCCAUGGUGUUAGAACCAGACCCAUGGUGUUAGAACCAGACCCAUGGUGUUAGAACCAGACCCAUGGUGUUAGAACCAGGCCCAUGGUGUUAGAACCAUUGUGUUAGAACCAGACCCAUGGUGUUAGAGACAGACCCAUGGUGUUAGAACCAGACCCAUGGUGUUAGAGCCAUGGUGUUAGAGCCAGACCCAUGGUGUUAGAACCAGACCCAUGGUGUUAGAACCAUUCCCAUGGUGUUAUAACCAGACCCAUGGUGUUAGAACCAGACCCAUGGUGUUAGAACCUGACCCAUGGUGUUAGAACCAGACCCAUGGUGUUAGAACCAGACCCAUAGUGUUAGAGCCAGACCCAUGGUGUUAGAACCAGACCCAUGGUGUUAGAACCAGACCCAUGGUGUUAGAGACAGACCCAUGGUGUUAGAACCAGACCCAUGGUGUUAGAACCAGACCCAUGGUGUUAGAACCAGACCCAUGGUGUUAGAGCCAUUGUGUUAGAACCAGACCCAUGGUGUUAGAGACAGACCCAUGGUGUUAGAACCAGACCCAUGGUGUUAGAGCCAUGGUGUUAGAGCCAGACCCAUGGUGUUAGAACCAGACCCAUGGUGUUAGAACCAUUCCCAUGGUGUUAUAACCAGACCCAUGGUGUUAGAACCAGACCCAUGGUGUUAGAUCCAGACCCAUGGUGUUAGAACCUGACCCAUGGUGUUAGAACCUGACCCAUGGUGUUAGAACCAGACCCAUGGUGUUAGAACCAGACCCAUGGUGUUAGACCCAGACCCAUGGUGUUAGAACCUGACCCAUGGUGUUAGAACCUGACCCAUGGUGUUAUAGCCAGACCCAUGGUGUUAGAACCAGACCCAUGGUGUUAGAGCCAGACCCAUGGUGUUAGAGCCAGACCCAUGGUGUUAGAGCCAGACCCAUGGUGUUAGAACCAGACCCAUGGUGUUAGAACCAGACCCAUGGUGUUAGAACCAGACCCAUGGUGUUAGAGCCAUGGUGUUAGAACCAGACCCAUGGUGUUAGAGCCAGACCCAUGGUGUUAGAGCCAGAACCAUGGUGUUAGAGCCAGAACCAUGGUGUUAGAACCAGACCCAUGGUGUUAGAGCCAGACCCAUGGUGUUAGAACCAGACCCAUGGUGUUAGAACCAGACCCAUGGUGUUAGAACCAGACCCAUGGUGUUAGAACCAGACCCAUAGUGUUAGAGCCAGACCCAUGGUUUUAGAACCAGACCCAUGGUGUUAGAGCCAGACCCAUGGUGUUAGAACCAGACCCAUGGUGUUAGAGCCAGACCCAUGUUGUCAGAGCCAGACCCAUGGUGUUAGAGCCAGACCCAUGGUGUUAGAGCCAGACCCAUGGUGUUAGAACCAGACCCAUGGUGUUAGAACCAGACCCAUGGUGUUAGAACCAGACCCAUGGUGUUAGAACCAGACCCAUGGUGUUAGAGCCAGACCCAUGGUGUUAGAGCCAGACCCAUGGUGUUAGAACCAGACCCAUGGUGUUAUAACCAGGCCCAUGGUGUUAGAACCAGACCCAUGGUGUUAGAGCCAGACCCAUGGUGUUAGAACCAGACCCAUGGUGUUAGAGCCAGACCCAUGGUGUUAGAGCCAGACCCAUGGUGUUAGAGCCAGACCCAUGGUGUUAGAACCAGACCCAUGGUGUUAGAACCAGACCCAUGGUGUUAGAGCCAGACCCAUGGUGUUAAAGCCAGACCCAUGGUGUUAGAACCAGGCCCAUGGUGUUACAACCAGACCCAUGGUGUUAGAAGCAGAGCCAUGGUGUUAGAACCAGACCCAUGGUGUUAGAGCCAGACCCAUGGUGUUAGAGCCAGACCCAUGGUGUUAGAGCCAUGGUGUUAGAACCAGAUCCAUGGUGUUAGAACCAGACCCAUGGUGUUAGAGCCAGACCCAUGGUGUUAGAACCAGACCCAUGGUGUUAGAACCAGACCCAUGGUGUUAGAGCCAGACCCAUGGUGUUAGAACCAGACCCAUGGUGUUAAAGCCAGACCCAUGGUGUUAGAACCAGACCCAUGGUGUUAGAACCAGAGCCAUGGUGUUAGAGCCAUGGUGUUAGAACCAGAGCCAUGGUGUUAGAACCAGACCCAUGGUGUUAGAGCCAGACCCAUGGUGUUAGAGCCAGACCCAUGGUGUUAGAACCAGAGCCAUGGUGUUAGAGCCAGACCCAUGGUGUUAGAGUCAGACCCAUGGUGUUAGAGCCAGAGCCAUGGUGUUAGAUCCAGACCCAUGGUGUUAGAACCAGACCCAUGGUGUUAGAACCAGACUCAUGGUGUUAGAACCAGACUCAUGGUGUUAGAACCAGACCCAUGGUGUUAGAACCAGACCCAUGGUGUUAGAACCAGACCCAUGGUGUUAGAACCAGACCCAUGGUGUUAGAACCAGACCCAUGGUGUUAGAACCAUGGUGUUAGACCCAUGGUGUUAGAGCCAGACCCAUGGUGUUAGAGCCAGACCCAUGGUGUUAGAACCAGACCCAUGGUGUUAGAACCAGACCCAUGGUGUUAGAACCAGACCCAUGGUGUUAGAACCAGGCCCAUGGUGUUAGAACCAGACCCAUGGUGUUAGAACCAGACCCAUGGUGUUAGAACCAGACCCAUGGUGUUAGAACCAGACCCAUGGUGUUAGAACCAGACCCAUGGUGUUAGAACCAGAGCCAUGGUGUUAGAGCCAUGGUGUUAGAACCAGAGCCAUGGUGUUAGAACCAGACCCAUGGUGUUAGAGCCAGACCCAUGGUGUUAGAGCCAGACCCAUGGUGUUAGAACCAGAGCCAUGGUGUUAGAGCCAGACCCAUGGUGUUAGAGCCAGACCCAUGGUGUUAGAGCCAGAGCCAUGGUGUUAGAGCCAUAGUGUUAGAACCAUGGUGUUAGAACCAGACCCAUGGUGUUAGAGCCAUGGUGUUAGAACCAGACCCAUGGUGUUAGAGCCAGACCCAUGGUGUUAGAGCCAGACCCAUGGUGUUAGAGCCAGACCCAUGGUGUUAGAGCCAGACCCAUGGUGUUAGAGCCAGACCCAUGGUGUUAGAACCAGAGCCAUGGUGUUAGAACCAGACCCAUGGUGUUAGAGCCAGACCCAUGGUGUUAGAACCAGACCCAUGGUGUUAGAGCCAUGGUGUUAGAACCAUGGUGUUAGAACCAGACCCAUGGUGUUAGAACCAGACCCAUGGUGUUAGAACCAGAGCCAUGGUGUUAGAACCAGACCCAUGGUGUUAGAGCCAGACCCAUGGUGUUAGAGCCAGACCCAUGGUGUUAAAGCCAUGGUGUUAGAACCAGACCCAUGGUGUUAGAACCAGAGCCAUGGUGUUAGAACCAGAGCCAUGGUGUUAGAACCAGAGCCAUGGUGUUAGAACCAGACCCAUGGUGUUAGAGCCAGACCCAUUGUGUUAGAACCAGACCCAUGGUGUUAGAGCCAUGGUGUUAGAACCAUGGUGUUAGAACCAGACCCAUGGUGUUAGAACCAGACCCAUGGUGUUAGAGCCAGACCCAUGGUGUUAGAACCAGACCCAUGGUGUUAGAACCAGACCCAUGGUGUUAGAACCAGACCCAUGGUGUUAGAACCAGGCCCAUGGUGUUAGAGCCAGACCCAUGGUGUUAGAACCAGACCCAUGGUGUUAGAGCCAGACCCAUGGUGUUAGAACCAUACCCAUGGUGUUAGAACCAGACCCAUGGUGUUAGAACCAGACCCAUGGUGUUAGAGCCAGACCCAUGGUGUUAGAGCCAGACCCAUGGUGUUAGAGCCAGACCCAUGGUGUUAGAGCCAGACCCAUGGUGUUAGAGCCAGACCCAUGGUGUUAGAGCCAGACCCAUGGUGUUAGAACCAGACCCAUGGUGUUAAAGCCAGACCCAUGGUGUUAGAGCCAUGGUGUUAGAACCAGAGCCAUGGUGUUAGAACCAGACCCAUGGUGUUAGAGCCAGACCCAUGGUGUUAGAGCCAUACCCAUGGUGUUAGAGCCAUGGUGUUAGAACCAGACCCAUGGUGUUAGAGCCAGACCCAUGGUGUUAGAACCAGAGCCAUGGUGUUAGAACCAGACCCAUGGUGUUAGAGCCAGACCCAUGGUGUUAGAACCAGACCCAUGGUGUUAGAGCCAUGCUGUUAGAACCAUGGUGUUAGAACCAGACCCAUUGUGUUAGAGCCAUGGUGUUAGAACCAGACCCAUGGUGUUAGAGCCAGACCCAUGGUGUUAGAGCCAGACCCAUGGUGUUAGAGCCAGACCCAUGGUGUUAGAGCCAGUCCCAUGGUGUUAGAGCCAGACCCAUGGUGUUAGAGCCAGACCCAUGGUGUUAGAACCAGAGCCAUGGUGUUAGAACCAGACCCAUGGUGUUAGAGCCAGACCCAUGGUGUUAGAACCAGACCCAUGGUGUUAGAGCCAUGGUGUUAGAACCAUGGUGUUAGAACCAGACCCAUGGUGUUAGAACCAGACCCAUGGUGUUAGAGCCAGACCCAUGGUGUUAGAACCAGACCCAUGGUGUUAGAGCCAGACCCAUGGUGUUAGAGCCAGACCCAUGGUGUUAGAGCCAGACCCAUGGUGUUAGAGCCAGACCCAUGGUGUUAGAACCAGACCCAUGGUGUUAGAACCAGACCCAUGGUGUUAGAGCCAGACCCAUGGUGUUAGAGCCAGACCCAUGGUGUUAGAGCCAUGGUGUUAGAACCAGACCCAUGGUGUUAGAACCAGAACCAUGGUGUUAGAGCCAGACCCAUGGUGUUAGAACCAGACCCAUGGUGUUAGAACUAGACCCAUGGUGUUAGAGCCAGACCCAUGGUGUUAGAGCCAUGGUGUUAGAGCCAGACCCAUGGUGUUAGAACCAGACCCAUGGUGUUAGAACCAGGCCCAUGGUGUUAGAGCCAGACCCAUGGUGUUAGAGCCAUGGUGUUAAAGCCAGACCCAUGGUGUUAGAACCAUGGUGUUAGAGCCAGACCCAUGGUGUUAGAGCCAGACCCAUGGUGUUAGAGCCAUGGUGUUAGAGCCAUGGUGUUAGAACCAGACCCAUGGUGUUAGAACCAGACCCAUGGUGUUAGAGACAGACCCAUGGUGUUAGAACCAGACCCAUGGUGUUAGAGCCAGACCCAUGGUGUUAGAGCCAGACCCAUGGUGUUAGAGCCAGACCCAUGGUGUUAGAGCCAGACCCAUGGUGUUAGAACCAGACCCAUGGUGUUAGAGCCAUGGUGUUAGAACCAGACCCAUGGUGUUAGAACCAGAACCAUGGUGUUAGAGCCAGACCCAUGGUGUUAGAGCCAUGGUGUUAAAGCCAGACCCAUGGUGUUAGAACCAUGGUGUUAGAACCAGACCCAUGGUGUUAGAACCAGACCCAUGGUGUUAGAAGCUGUAAAUUGCAACUUAUUUCCUUUAUUUUUUUAAACAUGUACAUAUUGUUGAUAUUCACAUGUAUUUAUCAUGUCUGUCAGGCUUUACAAAUGUUAACUUCAUACUGGCAUUGCCCGGUUACAAUGUGAUGUCAUGACUGCCAUUUUUUGUUGCUUGUUGUAAUAGUUCUAUACUUUUUAUUUUCUCUAAUGUUUUGUAAAAAUGGCCACCGUGGUUUGUUGUGAAACGUUUGUAUGUUGUCUCAGAAGGUUCCACGCUAAGGACACACACACACACAGGAAGAUGGAAAUGAAAAGCCCCAAGACAAGGCUGUCAGCAUGUCACCAAUUAACAUGUCUGUUCCUGGGUUUGUUGUCAUGCCACAUCUAGCCACUGUCAGUCACCUGAGUCCUGCUUGCAGCUCUACAUUUCAAUAAAGACAGUGUUUGCA